This is a messenger RNA of Saprolegnia parasitica CBS 223.65, 1794 nucleotides long. RefSeq lists its product as hypothetical. Gene Ontology annotation, biological process: proteolysis. The transcript is spliced from 9 exons. The coding region runs from base 1 to 1785 and encodes 594 amino acids. Lineage: Eukaryota; Oomycota; Saprolegniomycetes; Saprolegniales; Saprolegniaceae. The record is from RefSeq and is a predicted model, not a curated record. Gene Ontology annotation, molecular function: dipeptidase activity; cysteine-type exopeptidase activity.
AUGCCGAGAGCACUCGGGUUUGCGGCUGCUAUGGUAGCUGUCGCUGCCGCAAGAUACCGCGACGCCGACCGCUGCACGGCGAUCAUCGUCGGCGCCGAGGCGUCGACGACGGGCGCGCCCAUGACGACGCAGACCAACGACUGCAGCUCGUGCGACUUUCGCAUCGUCAAGAUCCCGCCCAAGGUGCACGGAAUGAACGCGACCCGUUCGAUUUGGCCGGCGAUCCAGUACUUUCCUCGCUACGUCGGGUCUGCCCGCGGCGCGCCCGAGUACGACGCCGCGAAUCUACCCCACGGCUUUUACAACUGUCUCCCGCAAGCGAACGCGACGUUCGGGUACAUUGAAGGCGUGUAUGGCAUCCUGAACGACCACGGCCUCGGCGUUGGCGAGAGCACGUGCAGCGCCAAGCUGUGGGCCAAGCCGGCCUACGACGGUGGCCGCGCUCUUUUGGACAUUGUCGAGCUGUCGCGGCUUGCGCUGGAGCGAACGCAGUCGGCCCGCAGCGCGAUUGCGCUCAUGGGCUCCUUGGCCGAAACCUACGGAUACUACGGCGGGUACUGGUCUGGCGAGGACGACGACAACAAGGCCGAGGCCGGCGAGACGCUCACGAUCAUCGACGCGACCGAAGCGUGGGUCUUCCACAUUUUGCCCGAUGACACGGGCGCGUCGGCGGUGUGGGUUGCCCAGCGUUUGCCACCGACGCACGUUGCCGCCGUCGCCAACGCCUUUAUCAUCCACGAAGUCGACCUCUCGGACGCGACAACGUAUCUCGGAUCGUCCAACCUUCAUGACGUGGCGCGCCGAAACGGCUUUUGGGAUGGUCGUUCGAUCUUUGACUUCACGCGCGCGUAUGCGCACCCACCGGCCAACCCGUGGUACUCGACGCGGCGCCAGUGGCGCGUGCUCACGCUGGCCAACCCGGACCUCUCUCUCUCACCGCAUACGGACGCCUACGGUUCGGACUACCCUUUCUCUGUGCCGGUGGCGACUCGGCUCUCCGCGGCCGACCUCAUGCGCUUCCAGCGCGACCACUACGAAGGCACGCCGUGGGACUUGACGCAAGGCAUCGCUGCCGGCCCGUACGGCAACCCAGAUCGCUAUGAAACGGGCCACUGGGACGGCAACGAGUUUGAGCGUGCGAUCUCGAUCUUCCGUGCGUCGUACUCGUACAUUGCGUCCGUUGCAGAUAACGGCACGAGUGUGCUCUGGGUUGGUCCGUACGCACCGCACGGGACACUGUUUACGCCCGUGUUCCCAUUGGCGAGCCGCAUGCCGAGCGCCUUGGCGACAGGGUCGCUUCUCCAGUACAACGCGUCGAGUCUCUUCUGGACCAACGCUGUCGUUGGCAACACGGCCGCCCGAUUUUACAAGUUCGCCCACCCCGUCGUCGCGGCGGUGCAAGGAGCGGUCGAAGCCGAGUUCGCUGCAGGCCUCACGCGUCUCCGAGCCACGGUGAAUGCAACGGUGGACCGUCUCACGAGCGAAGGCGAUGCCAACGUCGCCGUGGCGCAACGCGCGUUCCAAGACCUCUUUGCGACGCUCAUGACCCGCUUCCACGACGGCUACGUCGUGAGCAACUUGACCGACGCCGUGCCUGUCGUGGCGCCGAUGGGAUACCCCGACUGGUGGCUCACGGCCGCCGGCUACUACGACGGUAGCCAUCAAUCGCAGUACGUCCUCGUGACGGCUUGGGUCGCGGUGGUGCUCAGCGCAGCCACUGGCUUUUGGUUUGGCCAGCGAUCCAACCGUCACGUCGAGCGUCGCGGCUACGUCCACCUCAAGUAGGCCACGUAC